Messenger RNA from Silurus meridionalis, 1402 nucleotides. It is a transcript of the gene mylpfa, whose product is annotated as myosin light chain, phosphorylatable, fast skeletal muscle a. The transcript has 7 exons. Gene Ontology annotation, biological process: skeletal muscle tissue development. The record is from RefSeq and is a predicted model, not a curated record. Lineage: Eukaryota; Metazoa; Chordata; Actinopteri; Siluriformes; Siluridae. Gene Ontology annotation, molecular function: calcium ion binding. Bases 147 to 656 code for a protein of 169 amino acids. Gene Ontology annotation, cellular component: cytoplasm.
AAGCGUCAAGCCAAACUUAAGGCCAAGGCUAUAAUUAGAGGACACCAGGAGGUAUAUAAGCCCCCUGGGGGAUGAGGCCCAGACGCGGCUUCACACAGUCUUCUCUUCUUUGAGCUUCUUAAACUUCACAUACACACCGUCUCAACAUGGCACCCAAGAAGGCCAAGAGGAGGGCAGGUGGAGGAGAGGGAUCCUCCAAUGUGUUCUCCAUGUUUGAGCAGAGCCAGAUCCAGGAGUACAAAGAGGCUUUCACAAUCAUUGACCAGAACAGAGAUGGAAUCAUCAGCAAGGACGACCUGAGGGACGUGUUGGCCUCAAUGGGUCAGUUGAACGUGAAGAAUGAGGAGCUGGAGGCCAUGAUCAAGGAGGCCAGCGGCCCCAUCAACUUCACCGUCUUUCUCACCAUGUUCGGAGAGAAGCUGAAGGGUGCUGAUCCCGAGGACGUCAUUGUGUCAUCUUUCAAAGUCCUGGACCCCGAGGGCACAGGCACCAUUAAGAAGCAGUUCCUGGAGGAGCUUCUGACCACUCAGUGCGACAGGUUCUCCGCAGAGGAGAUGAAGAACCUGUGGGCCGCCUUCCCCCCAGAUGUGGCCGGCAACGUCGACUACAAGAACAUCUGCUACGUCAUCACACACGGUGAGGAGAAGGAAGAGUAAAAAUCGAAGUGAAGAAGAAGAAGAGAUGAACGCGCGUCCCUCACAAACGCUCCGCCCCGCCAGCCCGUCCUUUGUCCCUCCUUUUCUUGCUUCCUUCCUUUUUGUUACUCUCGAGCACUUCGUCCCUUUCACGCCCUCCUCCAAAAGACUCGUCUUGUCUCGUCAAAACACGCCGGCGCAGGAAAUCCGUGUCUGUGGCGUCUGUCCGUGGGGGAAAAAAAAAGGGAUUCGUUUGCAAUAAAGUUCUUUUACCAUCGUCUUGAUCUCUCUUUCUGUCGCUCCUAUUUCUUUCCUCCUCUCUUUUCUUCAUUUUCUUCCACCACCUAUUGGCUCUAGCUGCAACAGCUGUUUUGUUUUUUCUUCUUUUUCUGGGGGGAGGGGAUGAGGGUGAUGAACCGGCUGGUCAAAGAAAAAACAAAAAUGGAGGGAUUUCCUUCUACAAUAGAAAAAUCCAGCAUCCAGUGUCAGCCAUCUCGUUUUCCUCACUCCAACCAGAAAAGAACGAGAAGUGUCCAAAAACAAAAAGGGGGGAACAGCUGGAGCGAUCGAUGAAGAGAGAAGAGAAAGUCAAGACAGUAGAGGAGUGGAGAGAGGUGACAGAAAGAAACCAUUCCCUUCUUCUCUCCCUCUCUCCCCUCAUCUUUUUUCGCAAUCCCUCGCUUCCCUCAUGCUUUUGCUCUGUCACCAACUCCUCUGUAAGCAAUAAAAAGAGAGAAACUGUGAAUAAAGCAACCUUAUCUUUCGUA